AUGGCGAUGCUUAAUGAGGCCAGCUUGAGUCCCGUGGAUGCACACGGACCCACUGCAGCCGCACCCACGCACAGCAAGGCGGCGGGCGUCAGUGUCACCACAAUGCUGGCAACCAAAACCCCGUUCUCCAUCGAGCACAUACUGUUUCCAAAUUUAAAUAGUGCCAAUAAUAACAGUAGCAAUAACGCUUUAAACAAUAACAGCGGCAAUACCAAUAAUUACGUGUCCGGUCAAAAAAACACCAAGAAUGCUGUGAAAAGUGCCAGUGCCAGUGCCAUAGCCAGGAGCAGCUUCAUCCAUGACAAUAAUCUACAGAAGCAUUCUUCGCAUUUCAUGCCAUCUCAUCCGACCGUCGCUGCUUCGACUUCCCCAUCGGCAUCCGUAGUGGCGGCGGCGACGGCAGCUGCUCGCGGAGGCCAAGGAGCGUCGGGAUACGGUAGCGAGGAUUAUUCCAAGUCCUUGCACACCACACAACGAGGCAGCCAUCAUCAACGUUCUGGAUCAUCUGCGUACUCCUCUGAUCCGACGGCUCAGCAAGGAUCUGCGACUGGGCAGCAUCCCCCACCACCACCAGUGCCCGUGCCUCCGCCACCUCCUCCGCCGCCAAGUGGAGGAGCGGGAGGUCCCAAUGGAGUCCUGUACCCAAAUGCGCCCUACACCGAUCAUGGCUUUCUUCAGAUGACCCUCGGCUAUCUGUCACCAUCAUCGGGGACCUACAAGUCGGUGGAUCCCUAUUUUCUUUCACAAGCCAGCCUGUUCGGAGGAGCGCCCUUCUUCGGGGCGCCUGGGUGCGUGCCGGAAUUGGCCCUCGGUCUGGGGAUGGGGGUGAAUGCCCUGCGCCACUGCCGUCGAAGGAAGGCCCGCACAGUGUUCAGUGACCCGCAGCUAUCCGGCCUGGAGAAACGGUUCGAGGCGCAGCGGUACCUCUCAACACCGGAGCGGGUGGAGCUGGCCACUGCGUUGGGCUUGAGUGAAACGCAAGUGAAGACCUGGUUCCAGAACCGGCGGAUGAAGCACAAAAAGCAGCUACGGCGACGAGAUAAUGCCAAUGAACCCGUUGACUUCUCACGCACCGAACUGGGAAAGCAUCCGUCCGAAGCCUCCUCCUCGGAUCCCAAGCACGCCAAACUGAGCUCCGCAUCCGGGGCCGUGUCCACCCAGUCCACGAGCGAACAGCAGCAGCUACAGAUGUGCCUGAUGCAGCAGGGUUACUCCACGGACGACUACUCCGAUCUGGAGGCGGACAGCGAGGACGAAGACAACUCCAGUGACGUGGAUAUUGUCGGUGAUUCCAAGCUCUAUCAGUUAACAUAGAU
Drosophila bipectinata is the source of this 1316-nucleotide messenger RNA. It is a transcript of the gene bsh, whose product is annotated as brain-specific homeobox. Lineage: Eukaryota; Metazoa; Arthropoda; Insecta; Diptera; Drosophilidae. Gene Ontology annotation, molecular function: DNA-binding transcription factor activity, RNA polymerase II-specific; DNA binding. The record is from RefSeq and is a predicted model, not a curated record. Gene Ontology annotation, biological process: regulation of DNA-templated transcription.